Molecule: messenger RNA, 1663 nt
Organism: Malaya genurostris
Lineage: Eukaryota; Metazoa; Arthropoda; Insecta; Diptera; Culicidae
Exons: 1
Biological process (GO): DNA integration
Molecular function (GO): nucleic acid binding
Source: RefSeq, a predicted model, not a curated record
CCUGAGGAAGAUUAUGUGAUUGCUUCGGUCUCUCUGGAAAAUGACUUAAGGUCAGUUACACAAGAUGCAUUAACCAUUCUUCCUUUAAGUUUUAGGAUCGUACAACAGUCUACACAGUCCGAUCCUAUUACCAAGGCAGUUUAUCGUUACCUCCUUGAUGGGUGGCCUAAAACCGUUACCGAUGCAGAGCUCAAACGGUUUUAUGCUCGACGUGAAUCUCUUACCACGGUACAAGGCUGCAUACUAUUCGGCGAUCGACUGGUUAUACCAUCGCCCCAUCGCAAGCGUAGUCUUCAUCAACUUCAUCGUGGCCACCCUGGAAUUCAGCGAAUGAAGGCAAUUGCUAGGUCUUAUGUUUAUUGGCCAACUCUCGACAGCGACAUUGUUGAUUUCGUCAAAUCCUGCCGUCAAUGUGCGAUGGCUGCGAAAACACCGCCGAAGUCAGCGCCGUUGUCAUGGCCUAAAUCAACAAAACCGUGGCAGCGCGUUCACCUUGAUUACCUUGGACCGAUCGACGGGGAAUACUACCUGGUUGUCGUAGACUCUUUUUCGAAAUGGCCUGAAAUUGUGCAGACGAGAAGUAUCACUACAGCCGCCACAGUGAAAAUCCUCAGAGAUCUGUUCGCUCGCUUGGGAAUGCCAGAGACACUGGUGAGUGAUAAUGGAUCCCAAUUCACCAGUGCAGAGUUUCAAUCGUACUGUACGAAGAACGGCAUCGAGCAUCUUACAACAGCACCGUUCCACCCUCAAUCGAACGGUCAAGCCGAGCGAUUCGUGGAUACGUUUAAACGAUCGAUUAAAAAGAUUAAGGAGGGGAGAGCGACAAUGUGUGAUGCUCUCAGUACAUUUCUUCAGGUUUACCGGAGUACACCUUGUUUUUCUUCUCCAGACGGCAAAUCACCAGCAGAAGUUUUGUUCGGUCGUCCGAUUCGUACUAGUUUGGAUCCGAUCGUGUACAAUUGGAACAAUCGAGCGAGAUUCAUCCCUUAAAGCGACAAUUCAUCGUUAAGGAUACGGUGUAUGCAAAAGUAUUCGUCAAGAACCAAUGGCACUGGGUUUCAGGAACAGUUUUGGAACGUGUAGGUCGUGCAAUGUACAACGUUCAGCUCGAGAAUGGUAAGCUUAUUCGGUCCCACGUUAACCAGCUUCGAGAUCGUGCUGAUUCAGAGCGUCGCAGAGUACCAGCAUUGACAGAUAGAACGAAACUUCCUCUCAGCAUUCUACUCGAUGCUUGGAACCUUCCGGCCCGUUGCGCACCAGAUCCAUUAGCACACUCAACACCAGUAGCACCCAUUCCAAGCUGCUCUAGUUCGAGCCAGUCGUCAGUACCAAAUACCUUGUUGAGAAGGCCCACAUUGUCAUCAGAGUCUUCGUUGUCAGCAUCGUCUUCGUCAUCUUCGACAACGCCGAAUUCAACAUCAGAAUUUCAGUCUGCUAAUGAAGCCGACUCAGCUGUACAGGUUCCUCGCCGCUCUUCGCGUGUACGAAGAGCUCCGCAAUGGUUCGAUCCCUAUCAGCUGUAUUAGAAGGGGAGAUGUUGGAGACGUGACCAUCCCUACAACUCAAUAGUAAUUGCUGGGCUCACUGGUGGCAGCCCGACUGUCACUCAGUUGAUGCACCGACCAGCAUCCGGUCUAUGUGUCAGAAGCAGAAUGUGAUAUGU